CUGAAUUCGCCGGCCCUGGCGGCUGUUCCGGAGGAUUCGGCGAGGUGAGCUCCUCGACUUGUCCGGAUUUUCCCGCUGAGUCGCUUCUCCCAUUCACAGCCUUGUUGCGCGGCCGAAUCAUCGGUUGGCUCUUUCGCCCGUCGUCUUUUCCACUUUGCUCUUCACUUCUGACUUGCGUUUUCUUGUGGCGCCGGAAUUCCUUCGCCACCGACUGCCCUCUUUCCGUCACCCUUCCUUUUCUGCGCCUCCCCGUCGUUUGUCUCCCACUGCGCGCGCUCUGUCUCGAGAAGUGGCGCGGCACGGCAAUCAAUCGUUUUGGCUUCCCUGUCAAUCUCAGGCAUUUCUUCCGUUCCUCUCUCCUCCUUCCUCAUGCAUGUGCCUCUCCUUCAUGUCUGUCCUGCGAACACUUCGCAAUCUCGUCUUUGUGCAGCAAACUGCAACGGUGUCUUCCCCCCCCCUUCUCUGCGGUCCUUUUCCCGAUUUCUCUUCUCCAGUCGCUCUCCUCCGUCAUCGGCUCGCCUGCGUCUACACUCAGGGAACGUGUUUUUCCGAGUUUCUGCCGAACUCGGAAUUCCGUUUCCGCUACCCACACGUGGGAAUCUUCAACCUCCACCAUUUUCGCCAUUUCCUCGCCACUUGAAGAAGACCUUUUUUGCCUUCUGUUCCGUUCCCGACUUAAACAUCUACAGCUAGACGAAGUACCCCCUGUGCAUCCUCUUACUUUCUGUCUCCUAUCCUGCUGCGGCCGACUCCUUGCGCCUUGCCUGGCCUUCGUCUUUCUCACACUCCUGCGUCGAGCAAACCGCGCGUCCGCAGCCGCUUUCCCUUCUUCGCUCUCCUCUUCUUCUGGGCCUUCCGUGUCUUCGCGUCGAAAGGAGCCGCCCGUCUGUGUGUCUCAGUAGGAUUUGCCGCCCGACCCGAGGCGCUCCAAAUGCCGAGGUAGGGAAAACAAGAAGCAUAGAACUCGGAGCGGCAGGCGCCUGCUUCCGACAGCCCUGAGCAGCAGACCUGGGGAAGAUGGUUACAUACUCGCUGUCCUGAAGAAAGAAGGCACGGGGCCAUCGCUCGCUCGUCUUUCGCGGGAAACGAGCAUUUCUGCGCGCUUCAGGCGACAGAGAGAGCACAAGGCAACCGCGAGGAGGCACUCCAAUCGAUUGGGAGAGAAAGGUGUCUCUCUCUUUCGACCGCAGUGGCUUCUCUUGUUCCUACGGGCAGUCCGGUGUCUGUUGGACGCGGUCGUGAUGCCGUUUUGCCGUGUCUGAAUCGAGUAAUGCUUGCUAAGUUCCUUGUUUCUGCUCAGCUCCCUGAGGCCGUGCAUGCACACAGAGGCUCGCUGUUGAGCUUUGCCUUGCAGGCCUCUCUCGAGAUUCAGCGGCUGCCUCAGAGUCCUGAAAGCGCAAGUGGUUCUGAAGGUCUCGACAGUUGUUUUACGCGCGUCCCCUCGAAGGUGGCUGCCGAGGGAGUUGUCUCUCUGAUGAGUCGUACGCGCAUUCCGACUCUGGUUUUUUCGAUCUUUCGCUCGCCGUACCUCCGUGUCUAUUUCGCGCGCAGUUGCUGCCUGUCUCCUGAUCUCUCAUCGCUAACGCACUUGUGUCACGAUGGACAGCGAGAUGCAGCACAGACUCGAGGCGCUUCGGAACAAGUUAGGUCGUCAGCGCGCAGCGGUGCCUCCUGUUCCACCGGCUCUCUCGUCACUGAAAAAGCUUUCGGGUUCCCACGAGCUUCCUGACGCGGGCACCGUAGGGAAGGACACAGGCGGGGCUGCAUGCGACACAGCAGAUGCCAUCGCCCCUCGUUCUUUUUCAGCUUCGUCUUCCUCCUCAUCUGCUUCUUCUUCCUCACCUGCAUCUUCUUCAUCCGCGUCUUCUUCUUCCUCGGGUGCCGUGUCUUUGGUUUCGGGGGAGAGAGGUCGAGGAGAAACUUCUCUUGAAAAGGGAGUGGAGAAAGGGAGCGUGAACGGGAUGGGGGAGAACAAGACUUGCGAGUCUCUCUCAGGGCGUGGAGACCAGUCCGGAGGCGCCGGUUCAGCUUCUUCUGCCCUUGCUUCACCUCCGUCCGCGUCAACCCACUCUGGGGAUGCGAGCGUCCGUUCUCGUUUCGCUGGUAUGUCUGGAAUGACGAGUUCCGGACGGCGCAUUGUCCUUCUUGAAGGGAGGAAGAAGAGCACUGCGACCCUCUUGACUGAGGGCCUGUCUCUCCCCGUGCGCUCGUCCUCUCGCCCUCGUGGGGACGCGGAAAAAGGCUCUUCUCCUUCUUCUUCUCCCUCCCGUGCCUCGUCUCCUCCCUCUUCUCCUCCCUCGUCUUCUCCUCCCUCGUCUUCUCCGCCUCCCUCUUCUCUUCCCUCGUCUUCUCCUCCUCCCUCUUCGUCUCCCCCCUCUUCUCUUCCCGCUUGUCCUCUUCCCUCAUCUUCUGUGGGUUCCGACAAAGGGGGGGGCGAUGCUGCUGGAGAGCACCCGGGCUCUACGUCUCGGCGGCGGGGAGCCGAGCUGCAGCAGUGGCACUCGCAAUUGCGCGAGAGUGCAGAGAAGCAACUGGAGGAUUUUCAGACCCGCGCUCCUUCACAGAAGGACGACGCAGCUGCACUCCUCUCCAGCUCGAGAGACAGCGGCGGCGAGGUGGAGACAGCGUCUGCGUGCGCUGGGGGCGAGGCAGACUCUGCGAGCGACGGCGGUGAGGAGCCGGAGCUGAAGAGGCGAGGGCGAGAAGACGCGACGGAGAGACAGACCGCGGAAGAAGACUCAAACCGGGUCGGCAAAAGUCCGCAGGGCCAUUUCCACGCUCACCGUCCUCUGAAGAACGCGCAUCUGCGCGACGCGUCCACUUCUGCGUCCCAGGAAGACACAUCUAGCGGAACUGGUGCAUCGGGCGCGGCUAGCCGGACUGGAAGUCGGGCAGCUAGCCGGGCGGCGAGAAGCCCCGAAGCCGACGCGAGUUCGAGACAUGCGCACAGUCACGACGAGCGACACGGUGGGCGAAACCACCGCGAGGCGCACGAAGAUCGCAUUCGACUCGGCGCCAAGGAGUCUUCGCGUGCUCCCCUCGCAGGCAGAGAGCGAGAAGAAGGGAAGGACGAUAGAGAGAAAGGACGGGAGAAGGAGAGGGAGAAGACGCGCGAGGGUCAGUUGUUUUUGGAGAGAGAGAAGAAGAGAGACGGGGGGCGAGCGGAGGGGCACCGGCACAGGUCCCCUAGGAGAGAGCGCUCAGAGGAAGAAGCUGAGAGAGAAGAACUGCCACCUGGAAACCUCGAGAGAAGAAGAGAGAAAAGCCGGAGUCGCGAGCGGAGGAGACACGAGACACCCAGUCGACACCGCCGCCCAGCGUCGGGCUCUGCCGAGGCGAUCGCAAAGAGAGAGCCUUCGCGCGAAGAAGAAACGCGAGAGAAGCGACGAGAAGAUGGGACUCGCAGAGAGCGAGAACGAGGGCGAAGCGGCCGCGAAAGAGACGAGCACGCCCAGGGGGAUCCGUCUGCGCGACGGCGGAGCGCAGAGAGAAGAAGAGAACACACGAGCAAGCACGACCGCGAUGGACACCGAAGAAGGAGAGACGAUUCCGAGAGACACGAAGAUGGCGCUCGCGCCUCCGGACCGGAAGAGGCGGACCGCGACGAGAAGGAGGCGGAAGGAAGCCGGCCAAAGGUCUGUGUGGGGAGAAGCGACGGACGGAGACAGGGGAGCGAGGAACGAAGACAGAGCAGAUCAGUGAGUCCGAUCACUUGCGAAAACAGUCCCGAGAGAGCCGAGCGCCAGAGGGGGCUGCGAGAGCGAGAGGGAGAGAAGCGCGGGUUGCGAGAGAGGGAGGAGACGCGCAAGGGUGUCAGAGCCCCAGGGACGGGCGUGGAGACGGAGAGCGAGAGAGACAGUCUGCGCACGACCCCACAGGGGAAGCGCGAAGCCGCAGAACAGCGGGAGGAAGGCGAAAUCGUCGAGGACGAAGACUUCGAGACAAACCACGCAGAACCUACAGAGCAGUCUCAGGACGGAGACGCAAAGACGGACGAAGAAAACUCGAAAGAAAAAGAGGUUGGAGAUGCAAGAGACAACAAGGAAGAGAACUGUCACAGAGAAAAGUCUGGCAAGGAAACGUCUGGAGAAGAGCACUUCGAAGAGAAGUCUGAGAAGGGUGAGGGCGAGGAAGAGAACGACGAUCGAGAAGAACUGUUUACUCCGGAGCCGGGAGAGACGGAGAUGCUGUUGACGCCUGAGGACGGGAGUCUGGGCGAACGGUCGUUAUAUGGUCAGGCACGUGUGGAGGAGAGUGAAAAGCGUCGCGAAGGCCAAGAAAGAAGCGGAGUUCAGGAAGGAAGGACGCGAGGGGCGCUGGAGGCGGGGAGUCUCGGCAUAGAGACGCGCGAGGAGGAGGGCGAGGAAGAACGUGUGGGGUCGGCGAGGCCUGAAGCAGAGGUCGGGGAGCAGCGGGAGCGAGACGACGACGAAUGCACUCCAGACGAAGACGUGGACCCCGAAGAGCGAGAGGAAGAGGAAGAGCUGCAGAGACAAUUGCAGCGCGUCGGCGCCAGCUGCAAAUGCAAACGCAGCAGCAGCCUCAUGUACGGAUGCCGCAGAGUCGAGAUCUUCAAACGACUCAACAAAAUCAGCGAGGGAACUUACGGAGCCGUCUUUCGAGCGAUGAACCGAACCACAGGAGAGAUCGUGGCUCUGAAACAAAUAAAAUACCACAACAAGCUGUGGAGCGAGGGGUUUCCUGUCACCAGUUUGAGAGAAAUUUCCAUCAUGCUCGAGCUGCAGCACCCUAACGUGCUCGACGUCCAGGAGGUCGUCGUCGGCACCGGCCAGCACCAGGUCUUCAUGGUCAUGGAGUAUAUCGAACACGAAGUAAAGACGCUGCUGGACGAGAAACCAGAGUUUUCGACCGCCGAGAGGAAGUGCCUUCUCUACCAGCUGCUCGAGGCCUUGGCGUACAUGCAUGCAAAUUUCGUCUUUCAUCGGGAUCUGAAGCCCAGCAACUUGCUGUACUCGAAUCGAGGGGUGCUCAAGGUCGCGGACUUUGGAAUGGCGAGGAAGUUCGGAUUUCCCCUUCACAAUCGUGUCUUCACAAAGAAUGUCGUCACCCUGUGGUACCGCCCGCCAGAGAUUCUCCUCGGCGAAGGCACCUACGACGCCGCCUGCGACGUUUGGGCUGUCGGUGCGAUUUUCGGCGAGUUUUUGCGAAAGAAGCCUCUGUUUGCAGGACACGGAGAACUGGACACUCUGAACAAAAUUUUCAAGCUCUGCGGCACUCCGACGGAUUCGUCUUGGCCGGAAUUCCAUUCGCUGCCACACAUCAAAAACAAAAAGUUUUUCAACUCUCCUCCUCAGUGCCAGCCUUCGUGGCGAGAGGUGUUCCCGCCCCCCUCAAAGCAUCUCGCUAUGGGGAGCAGUGGCGUCCUGACAGACCUCGGCCUGGAUCUUCUGCAGAAACUCCUCGAGCUCAACCCUGCGAAGCGAAUCACGGCUGCGGAGGCUCUCCAGCACGAGUAUUUCCAGGAAAAACCGCGGCCGCAGUUGAAGGAACUCAUGCCCACUUUCCCCGACACCAACAGCCAAGCGCGUCGCAAACGCCGACGGCUCGGCAGCGGGAACAAUUUCGACGAACAGAAACAUCAAGACUCCUUCCGCUUCGGCGCUCGCGUGGAUGCUGAGCAGUUUCUUUCUGCUCUCGCUGACCAGACGAAGGAGAAGAAGAAAGACAAGAAGUCGGGCGUCCGGGGAAAGAGAUGAAUUUCCAGCUAACUCUGGAGGACAAAGAAGUAACCAGCUUUACCUCCGACGCAGGACCUGAUACGGAUGCAUGCACCAGGGAGGUUCAAGUCACCAGGGAUACUGCCGAGCCAGCUGCCGUCUCUGGUUUUCCAGAUACGCUCAAGGACCAAAGAAGGACUCUCCGAGAGCGCGGCAGAAUGCCGAUUUCCGAUUUGUCAUCGUGCCCAGGUGCGUGCUUUUAUCACCUCGCUGAUGCAUGCACAAGCACGCGCAUGCGAGACCCCCGCUGAGGAGGCUUCGCCGGUUUGGUUUGCUCUGCGCGUGCAGCUAUAUUUAUUUAUUUUCGGGUGUGCAUGCAGAUGGAGUUGCGUGCACAGUCUCUAGCAUCGGUUGUGGACGUGGUGUUUCAGUGGUUUUCUGAGAUCGGGAGACAGGCGUUUUCGCGAACCCUCAGGUUUACAGAUUGUUCCGUUCCACGCAGGAGCAAGUACCGUUACAUUCGGUGAUGUUGUUUGUCUGAAGCGGCGGAGUCGUCUGCGCCUUCUGAGACGGCUCUAUUCUGUUUGUGCACUGUCUUUUUUCUGACCUUUGGACCACUGAGCCCCGAAAGUCGACAAACGGACAGAGGGGAAAUUCUGGCGACGCUGACGAGAUUAGUAUCACGCGAACCACACACAAGUUCUUUCUAUUUGUUUACCUCCCCGCGUACUUAGGAUCAGAG
This is a messenger RNA of Toxoplasma gondii ME49, 6420 nucleotides long. RefSeq names its product cell-cycle-associated protein kinase CDK, putative. Bases 1599 to 5717 code for a protein of 1372 amino acids. Gene Ontology annotation, biological process: regulation of mitotic cell cycle; protein phosphorylation. The transcript has 11 exons. NCBI's taxonomy places the organism in Eukaryota, Apicomplexa, Conoidasida, Eucoccidiorida, Sarcocystidae. Gene Ontology annotation, cellular component: nucleus. The record is from RefSeq and is a predicted model, not a curated record. Gene Ontology annotation, molecular function: ATP binding; cyclin-dependent protein serine/threonine kinase activity.